GGCCCCACAACCCAACUCCCCUCCACUGAACGCCUGCAGCACCAGACACAGGUGGGUGAGAAUCGUAGGGUGCUCCAGGCAGUACGCUCCCUGUUAGAGGAGUUCAGGUUAGAGUUGAGGGAGGAGGAGAACAGGAGGUGCCAGCUGCAGCAGAUCUACGCUAAUGACAAAGCUUCCUGGGAGGUCAAAUGGGCAGAGAUGAAGUGUCACGUCGCUCAGCUGGAAGAGGAGAGACGAGAAGAGAAAGGAGAGGUGAGAGGAGAGGACAGAGGGGAGACGCAGGGAGGAGGAGGAGGAGGAGACAAAGACUGGGCCUUUAAACAGGAGCGAGAGGAGCACCGUUGCCUCCUGGCAGAGAGCCACAGCACCUCCCUGAACCUCCACUGGAAGCUGCAGCAGGGAGAGAAGAGGUGGGGGAGGGAGAGGAGAGACCUACUGGAACGCUUCGACCAGGAGAGACAAGAGUGGGACAGCAACAUGAGUAACAUGCACCACAAGAUGGAGAGGCUGCAGAGAGAGCUGAAUGUCCGACAGAGCAGUGAGGGCUCACCCUCCGACGUCAAAGACGGGGCGAUGGCAGGAGGACACAGGGGUGUCUUUUCUCCUCAGGAGAGCCCAUGUAAGGUCCCUCGCUCCCCUCGGUCACCCCGCUCCCCUCGGUCUGCCAUCCCCGGCCCUGUUUCCCUCCCCACCCGCUCCCACUCGGACUCAGAGGCCCAUGAAGAGCAGGGGGCUGUAGUGAGGGUCAGAGGCCCAACAGAGAACAUUUUCCUGGAUGCUCUGACGCUAGACUCCCUUGGUAGCCUGGAGGUCCCACUUCCCAGCAGACUGGACUCUGACAAGAGGUUGCUCUAUAUGAACCAGGCUCUGAAUGAGAUCCCAGACAUAGAGGACCCAAUGUACCAGGAGGAAGAGGAGGAGGAGGAAGAGAUGGGCUUUGGCAGUCUGCUCAGGGCUAAGUCAGUCUGUUCUAUGAGUGACUUCCAGCGUCUGAUGGACAGCUCUCCUUUCCUGCCUGACAAGAGUCGUCAUGGUGACUGUGGCCGUGACGACGUGACCCCACCCCUUUCACCUGAUGACCUGAAGUACAUAGAGGAGUUCAACAGUAAGGGGUGGGGCUUUCCUGUCCCUGGCCCCUCCCCUACACCAGGCCACCACACCCCCACACCCAUGGAAGCCUGGGCAGAACGGCCCACGUCAGAACCAUUCCAGCCAGCCUUGUGGUUCCUGACAACCAGUGCUACGCUUACUACUAACACCCUGUCCAGCCCUGAACCCCAUCCCCUCUGCCAGCACUCCCCUCUCAGGGGUAACGGGUGUAACAGAGGAGGGGGGGCAAGUGUCCAUGUCUCCCACAGCCCCACCCGACCCCCAGGAACCCCUGAACAGGACUACAUGUACCCCAAAGGGACCAAGGGGCGAGGGGGUGGCGGUGAGGUGGGGGAUCCCCCUGGGGUAGGGGGACCAGACGAGGUAUUUGGUAAUGGUAGGUGGCCCUCCACCUGUCAUAAGGAGUUAUUAGAGGGUGGGGGUGGACUGGGAGGUGGACUUAGGGUUCCAUCUGGCGUGGGCCCCAUCCCUACGGUGGGGUACGCCUCGUCUCUGGAGCUGCAGCUAUCACGGAACCUCAGUGAUGACAUGAAGGAGGUGGCCUUCUCCGUAAGGAACUACCGCUCAGGCCCUGGUACCUCGGACCUCCUGGAGCAACACAGACAGCUCCGAGACACGGCGUGUCAGACCAACGGUUUCACUACUCGGGGAACCCAGACCACCCAGACCAUCAGUGUGGGCUUACAAACUGACAUCCUCCGCAACCUCACCAGCUCCCCCCACCGCUGCCUCACCCCUAUAGGAGGAGGCUCCACCCCCAUCUCCUCCCCCUCUAGAAACAUCCGGAAGAUACAAUACUCUCCUGUAGUCCAGUCCAAGUUCGAGCGGACAUGUUGUUCUCCUAAGUACGGUUCUCCUAAGCUCCAGAGGAAGUUGUCGACAUCAUCGAAGGCUGACCUCCCUGUAGGGGCCUCCUCCAGCUCCACGACCGGCCCCAGGGUUCCGACUCCCACCACCCCCCAGAAGGGAGCCUCUGAGUCGGCCUGGGCUCGUUCCACCACCACCAGGGACUCUCCGGUCCACACCACCAUCAACGACGGCCUGUCCAGCCUCUUCAACAUCAUAGACCACACCCCCGUAGCUUACGAACCCCUGCAGUCCAAAUUCACCAAGUCCCCAAGCCGCACCCGCCCCGCUCCCCCUGACCCCUCACCUCCCGGGGGGCCAGGGGUACCCAGCCUACCGCCCUCAGACCCCAAAGAACCCAGGUCCCUUGGAGCAGCCCAGGAGUUCCUGAGGAAUGUCCGCGGGCGUUCUCCCAGCCCGGUGCAGCUGAUAGUAGAGACCCAGGGAGGGCUGGGGGGAACAGGAGGGGAGAGGACACCGGAGGUGGUCAGUAUACGACAGGACCUGUCUGCCCCGCCUGGAUACACACUGGCAGAGAACGCAGCCCGUCUGCUUAACAAGAAGCUGUUGGAGCAGAACCUCAGGGAGGAGAAGAGACUGGGGUCUGCAGGCCAGAGCAGAGAGGGGAGGCAUGGAGAAGGAGACCGGAACCAGGCGGGGUGUAUGGAGGACCUCCCUCGCUCCCCAGUGGCUCCGCCCCUGGAGUCGUGUUUCCUGCGUCCGGCUAGGCCAGCCAACCGCCGCCCCCCCUCCCGCUGGGCAGCCCCCUCCUCCCCCCGAGGCUGGCUAGACGUCACAGAGCGGAGGUUCACCUUCCCCAUGGUGACUGGGACCAGUAAGACUGGGACUGGGACCAGUAAGACUGGGACUGGGACCACCUCUAUACCAGACCUGGAUGAGACUGGACCAGCAGAAUCACAACAGGAACCAUCACCAUACCCCUGUUCUCCUUGACUCCCUUUUUACCUGCUCCACUCUCUUUCUCACCAUACCCCUGUUCUCCUUGACUCCCUUUUUACCUGCUCCACUCUCUUUCUCACCAUACCCCUGCCAGUACCUCAGACCCAUCUUUCCUCUACUCCCUCUCAUCCCUCU
Molecule: messenger RNA, 3051 nt
Organism: Oncorhynchus keta (chum salmon)
Lineage: Eukaryota; Metazoa; Chordata; Actinopteri; Salmoniformes; Salmonidae
Product: microtubule cross-linking factor 1-like
Exons: 10
Coding region: 199-2910 (903 amino acids)
Source: RefSeq, a predicted model, not a curated record